ACGGUGCUGACCUGCGCUCGUCCGUGGGUACUAUGAUGGGCACGCAUUUCGCGAUGUUUCAUCAGGGAAACACAGACAAGCCUCCACUUUUCUGGGAGGGCUUUUCACUAGAUGUUGGAACAUUGCUGCGGGGACUUGCUUCCAUUCAACCACAAGAGCAAACUGAAACAGGAAAUGGCCACAAAGUUGGAAGCACAAUUGUCUGGAAUGUCAUUGUAUGCUGUAGCAUUAAGAUUUCCCUUCACUGGAACUAAGGGGCCUAGCCCAAACCAUGAAAAACAACCCCAGAUCAUUAUUCUUCCUCCACCAAACUUUACAGUUGGCACUAUGCAUUGGGGCAGGUAGCGUUCUCCCGGCAUCCGCCAAACCCAGAUUUGUCUGUUGGACUGCCAGAUGGUGGAGCGUGUUUCAUUACUCCAGAGAACGCAUUUCCACUGCUGCAGAGUGAUGGCAGCAAGCUUUACACCACUCCAGCUUACGUUUGGCAUUGCGCAUGGUGAUCUUAGGUUUGUGUCGGCUGCUUGGCCAUGGAAACCCAUUUCACGAAGAUCCAGACAAACAGUUCUUGUGCUGACGUUGCUUCCAGGGGCAGGUACCACAUUGAAAGUCACUGAGCUCUUCGUGUGCCAUAGUGAUGAACCUGAGUGCUGUUGAUCGCUGUGCGUUUGUGAAGACCACCCCAGACUGCAGUAUGGAAGACAGCUUCAUCAACUACCUCAAGAUGACCUUCUGUCUACUACCACCCGACCUCACACCCCUCACCAUCACACUCUGUAUGAUUUGGUUGUUGUUCUUGUUCAUAGUUCUGGGACUGACUGCAUCAAAGUUCUUCUGUCCCAACCUCUCAGCCAUCUCCUCCUUCCUUCGACUCACACACAACGUGGCUGGUGUUACGUUCCUGGCGCUAGGUAACGGAGCCCCAGAUGUCUUCAGUGCCACAGUGGCCUUCUCCCGUCCACACACUGCUGGCCUGGCGAUAGGUGCACUGUUUGGAGCGGGUAUCUUCGUAACCACUGUGGUUGCCGGGGCUGUGUCAUUGGUCAAACCCUUCACUGUGGCGUCCCGCCCCUUCCUGCGUGAUGUCAUCUUCUACAUGGCUGCUGUCUUCUGGACCGUCGUCAUCCUCUACAGAGGAACUAUAUCACUGGGAGAGACACUGGGGUACCUGGGGCUAUAUGUGGUGUAUGUGGUAACAGUCAUCGCCAGUGCCUACAUCUACAGUCAUCAGAAACACUCAGCAACCAGAAGUUCCAUCCAGAGCUCAACACAUGUACCAGAGUUCCAGUCGUCUGAGUCAGAUGAUGAGGCAAUUCUUAUAUCUAAUAGCAGCAUCCAGGAGGACUACGACAGUGAGUACUGUCCCCUGCUGCCCUACUGUGAAUCAACCAGUUCCAUCCUGUUGAGUUCUCUCAACCCGGUGGACAGCAGGAUCUGGAGGAGGAAGUCCUGGCGCUGGAGGGCCAUCAAAAUAGUAAAGAUGCCACUGGAGGUGCUGCUGCUGCUGACUGUUCCCGUGGUGGAUCCUGAUAAAGAAGACAGGAACUGGAGAAGACCAUUAAACUGCCUCCACCUGAUCACCGCACCACUGGUGUGUGUGCUCACCUUCCGUUCUGGAGAGUACGGGAUGUAUCAGAUCGAGGAUCAGUUUCCUGUCUGGGUGUUGACGUUGCUCUUUGGCCUCUUCCUCUCCGCCAUAGUCUUUCUCACCACCACCAACAACCACCCCCCGCCAUACCACUCACUGUUCUCUCUGCUGGGCUUUGUGGUGAGUGCGAUAUGGAUCAGUGCUGCGGCUUUGGAGGUGGUCAGUAUCCUGCACAUGCUCGGUGUGGUCUUCAGUCUGUCCAACAAUUUACUGGGUCUCACACUGCUGGCCUGGGGAAACAGCAUAGGGGAUAGUUUUUCUGACGUCACCAUCGCUCGCCAGGGAUACCCUCAGAUGGCAAUAUCAGCCUGCUUUGGGGGAAUCAUCUUUAACAUGCUGAUUGGAGUGGGCCUUGGCUGUCUGAUUCAGAUGUUUAACAACGAGCCAGUGGUGACGUUUGAACCUGCAGGUUUGUUGACCUGGGUUCUAGCAGGUUCUCUGGGUCUCUCUCUGGUCCUCUCCUUCAUCCUAGUUCCUCUGCACUGUUUCCACAUGGGCCGGUCCUAUGGAAUCUUCCUCCUGCUCUUUUACGCGGUCUUCCUCCUGGUUGCGCUGCUCACUGAGUUUGGCUUUAUCCACACCGGAAGCCAGUAAGGGAUGUAAGGGAUGGACCAGUCUGGUGGAGCUGCCUGUGAGUACUGACAAGACUGUCGGAGACCUGAGUGACUUAAAGCCAAUAACACUGGGCCUUAAUUGAAUUGGAGCAAAUCACCCUGUGGCUUUACUUUAGUCUGUUUGCACUGACUGUAUUUUUAUAUUGAGAUUGCUAUUAGCUGUUACUUGAGAACAGCUUCUCUUCCUGGGGUCCACACAAAACAAUUAUACAGAAAUGACUGUAGGGACAAUUGUUCUUACAGGCAACAUCCCGUGAAUCUUAUGUGAAAGCAACACUGUUAAAAGUAACCCAUAUACCAACAAGGAGAAGAAAUACAUUAAAAAGCUGCAGUAGCACUAGGGAAUUAUCUCCUUUAAAUCAAUGUGAAUGCAGUGUCUCCUAUCUUAGUGAGACACACUGCUCUAUGUAAUGGUUGUGAGUAAACUGUCAAAUGUGCUCUAUGCGUUUUAUGGCAUAGAAAUACCUUCCAACUUCUGAAACAUGAAACAGUAGGGCGCAGCUGUUAAAAUGAUUUGAAGAUGGCCCUAAAAACAAGCUACUUUACGUAGUAGCUUCAAACAUUGUUUAAAAAAUGUUUCAUUAAGAAAUAGUUCUUUACCAUGACAGAUGUAUGAUAGAUAUAUAGGUAAUACAUUACUGCCCCUGAUAGAUAUUUGCACCUUUGGUAAAGGAUGCUGUUAGAACUUUGUCUGGACUGUGUGUAUAUGUGUUAAAGGAACUGAGCUCCAGGUAGAUCACAAGUCCCUAGUGAACUCCGUUUAACAGCUUAACUGAAGAGAACAUACUGAGCGGGGUUCAGUCUGGUUUUAGCACCACAACUGCAGCACAAUGUUGCUUUUUAUCAUUGAUUUAUCAAAGGCAUUUGAUUCAGUUGACCAUGAAUUGUUGCUAGCUAGACUCGGUAACGGGGCGGUAAACAGUUCCUAAACCAAUAUGUACAUGCUGACAAUCACAAGUCUAGAUUAAUAGAGGUGUACCCCAGGGUUCCAUUUUAGCUCCUGUGUUGUUCUCAAUGUGUAUUAAUGAUUUGGGAAAUGGGAUGCAACCAGUAAAGCUGCAUCUAUAUGCAGAUGAUAGUCAUAUUCAUGUGCACCUUCUCUGGUUCAGGCUGUUGAAGAGCUCCAGACUGCUUUUCAGUCACUUUUGUGGUCUCAAACUGGUAUUGAAUGUACAAACAACUAAAUUCAUGACCUUUAACAGAGUUAGCACUCAGCCAGAGAAGGUUAGCAUUGUCACAUCUAGGAGCUUAUCCAUUGAAGUGUCAUCCUACAAAUACCUAGAUAAAGGACUUGUCAUCCAACCAUAUAAAGUUCAUUUGGAUAAUCUUGUGAGGAAGCUUAAAUUGAAAUUGGGGUUUUAUUUUUGUAAUAAGGCUUGCUUCCUGCUUAUGGCCAGAAAGCAGAUUGAUCAGGCCACUUUUCUCUCUGUAAUUGAUUAUGGUGACUUGUUGUAUAUGCAUGCAGCCUCCUCUGUCAUGCAUCCUUACUCUUUAUUACAAAUGCCAAGUCACUCACCCACCAUUGCGGGUUGGACCUCACUUAAUAUGCGCAGAAAGCUACAUUUGUAUGUGUUCAUCUACAAAGCAUUAACUCUAGUCUGGUCUCCUUCACCGCCAGCAGUUACCGGGCCUGCUAGGUGAUUGCUACUUACAGGGGCAUGGAAUAGUCUACAACCAAUGCUUCAUCUAGAUAUGUUAGGGCCACUGACUUAAUAAAUCAGGAAGACUGUUACAGGAGUGUAGAUGCUUUUUUUUCAUGUUGAAUUGAUGCAUGUUUUAAUUCUAAUAUAUUGAUUGUUUGUAGCUGCCUUCUUGUCCAAGUCUCCCUUGAAAAAGAGACUCUGGGUCUCAAUGGGCUUUUCCUGGUUCAAUAAAGGUUCUUAUGACUCA
Molecule: messenger RNA, 4149 nt
Organism: Oncorhynchus nerka (sockeye salmon)
Lineage: Eukaryota; Metazoa; Chordata; Actinopteri; Salmoniformes; Salmonidae
Product: mitochondrial sodium/calcium exchanger protein
Exons: 16
Coding region: 635-2239 (534 amino acids)
Biological process (GO): calcium export from the mitochondrion; intracellular calcium ion homeostasis
Cellular component (GO): membrane
Molecular function (GO): calcium:sodium antiporter activity
Source: RefSeq, a predicted model, not a curated record